Messenger RNA from Gongylonema pulchrum, 510 nucleotides. NCBI's taxonomy places the organism in Eukaryota, Metazoa, Nematoda, Chromadorea, Rhabditida, Gongylonematidae. The record is from the annotation of a GenBank genome assembly.
AUAACCGGUGUUGAUUUCUUGUACUUCAAACAGAAGAAUUCAUUGGAUAGGCGGAAACGUACGCUUAUUAUAGAAGCGACAAAUGUCUCACUCGCACCAAGGAUUGAUGCCAAAGAAACAUGCUUCUAUUACGUGCACCCAGAAAACAAUAAUUGGACUUGUUUCGAGCAAAGUGCCUCGUUGGAUGUGCAGUCACUGCUUGGUCUCGAAUCUACAGUUGAAAAGAUAGCUGUAAAGCACUAUGCUGCAACUCUUGCCAAGGGAAAAGAGAUACUGGAGUUUUUCAUUGAUGAGUUGAUCAAGAGUGGAGUAACCUUUAUUCCGCCGUACAGCGAUACAACGGAAUCAGCAGCAGAUUCGGCGAUUGACGUCUCGCGACCCGGUGAUGAAGAAGAAAAAGAAAAGGAGGGUGCUGAAAUAAUGAAGCAUUGCAGACGUUCAUCCUUUUUGUUGCGCUUUUUUUUUGUUACCGAAUAUCAGAACAGGGCUCUCUCAUCACUCCAGUUUUGA